AUGAACCCCAAUUACGAUCCUUCGCAAAACACUCUACUUUCUCCCGUUUACCUUCCUGAAGACCCCAGAGGUGUGCUUAAAGAAAACCACCCAGCAAUUUCAAUACUGGCGAACUCGGGAAUAGUCGUCCAACGAGAACUAGAGAUGAUGAAUAUUUUGAUUGGGUUUGAACAAGCGAAUAAAUAUGCCAUUAUGGAUGCGCUGGGAAACCACAUUGGAUAUAUGGCAGAAAAGGAUACAGGAUUGGUGAAUACAAUGGCACGACAAUGGCUUCACACCCAUCGAAGUUUCGUGACGCAUGUAUUCGACCGACGAGAAAAUGAAGUUCUUCGAUUCAACCGGCCGUUCUCAUGGAUCAACUCCCGGAUUCACGUAUAUGAUCCUCUUGAUAAAACGCCAAAUGCUAACUCGGAAUCUACGUCUGUUCAAAAUACAACACCCGGUUCUCUCAUUGAACCUGGCACCAGAUCCAGUGCAAGAAUAUCACCACUUGGUCUCGGUCAAAUGCGAGUUAUCGGCGAAGCCCAACAGCAGUGGGCACCUUUGCGGCGAAAGUACAAUCUCUUCACUUAUCACCAGUCCCCAAAUCUAGAAACAGACAUGGGAACCCAUGAUAUCUCGCUAUCAAACUCUGGUUUAUCACGAGCACAGCAGACGGAGCUGAUGCAGAGAUCCAACCAAGACCAGGGUCAAUUCAACCAAUUUGCCUAUGUUGAUGAACCCUUUCUAUCAUGGGAUUUCUCCCUGAAAUCAGCAGAGAAUCAGUUAAUUGGAUCCGUUAAUCGUAACUUCUCAGGCUUUGCUCGUGAAAUCUUCACAGACACCGGUGUCUAUGCAAUGCGAAUGGAUUCCGCAGCUCUCGGCACCGAGACAUCACCCAGCAACAAAAGUUUAGGAAUGACCCUCGACCAACGCGCUGUUAUGCUAGCUACAGCUGUAAGCAUUGAUUUCGAUUAUUUCAGCCGGCAACACGGCCAUGGUGUAUUUGGCUUUGCGUCGCCAGGCUUCAUGGGUGGCCACGCUCCCGCUGGGGGUGCAACUGCAGGAGGCGCUGCCGCCGGUGAAGCCGGGGCCGUCGGUGGAGUCGCUGCAGGAACUCUUGAACGGGCUGGAACCGUCGGUGGUAUGCCGAGUGGCAUGGUUGGAGGCGCUACCACCGCAGGUGCAAUGGCUGGGUAUGAAGCAAUGCACAGGGGCAACACGACCGAUCCAAAUGCCUCAGCAUCGGAGCCGCUGGACCCGGCUGACCCGGGCUCACAAGAAUUCCAAGAUAAACCUCAAGACUCUUGGGGUGAAGAUGGUUCUUGGGGUGGAGAUGGUUUUUGGGGUGACGGAGGAGAUGACGGAGGUGACGGGGGUGACUUCUUUUGA
This is a messenger RNA of Penicillium vulpinum, 1371 nucleotides long. RefSeq names its product scramblase family protein. The record is from RefSeq and is a predicted model, not a curated record. Gene Ontology annotation, biological process: plasma membrane phospholipid scrambling. The coding region runs from base 1 to 1371 and encodes 456 amino acids. Lineage: Eukaryota; Fungi; Ascomycota; Eurotiomycetes; Eurotiales; Aspergillaceae. Gene Ontology annotation, molecular function: phospholipid scramblase activity. Gene Ontology annotation, cellular component: plasma membrane. The transcript has 3 exons.